AUGUUCUGUCUACGGAGCUGGCUCCCUCUCCUCUUCAUCCCAACAAACGCCUCCCCCCUCUUCAUAAUCUCCUUCGUCGCCUUAACCUACAUCAUCCACCGACCAUGCAUAUACUGCUCCGCCCUCCUUCUUAUCCUCUUCGCAUCUUCCUGCCACUGGUCUGACCGCUGCAUCUUCGAUCUACGCAGUAACUGGUUUGCACCGCGCUACAGCUCAAGCCCAACAAACCCAAGCACCCUAUCCAACAACGCCACCAUCGCCGCCCCAAUCCCCGGCGACAGCCUCGCAGGCUUCGUCUUCGACACAUUCAACUCGACCGCCAAAGCACUCGCCAGCGCCGCGGUAGAAAGUGCCCAGACCCGACUCGGGGUGGAUUCCAAGCCGGCCGAAUGGACGGGCGUGGGCCUGGAGUGGUUGCGUGAUGUGCUGGGCCGUCGAGAAUGGACGCUGCCUUGUGUGGAUGUGAAAGUUCGGCUCUAG
Penicillium manginii is the source of this 480-nucleotide messenger RNA. RefSeq lists its product as uncharacterized. The record is from RefSeq and is a predicted model, not a curated record. The transcript is spliced from 2 exons. The coding region runs from base 1 to 480 and encodes 159 amino acids. NCBI's taxonomy places the organism in Eukaryota, Fungi, Ascomycota, Eurotiomycetes, Eurotiales, Aspergillaceae.